Molecule: messenger RNA, 4082 nt
Organism: Girardinichthys multiradiatus
Lineage: Eukaryota; Metazoa; Chordata; Actinopteri; Cyprinodontiformes; Goodeidae
Gene: mafa
Product: v-maf avian musculoaponeurotic fibrosarcoma oncogene homolog a (paralog a)
Exons: 3
Coding region: 775-1770 (331 amino acids)
Biological process (GO): regulation of transcription by RNA polymerase II
Cellular component (GO): nucleus
Molecular function (GO): RNA polymerase II cis-regulatory region sequence-specific DNA binding; DNA-binding transcription factor activity, RNA polymerase II-specific
Source: RefSeq, a predicted model, not a curated record
AUAUCUAUCUAUCUAUCUAUCUAUCUAUCUAUGGAUGUGUUGAGACUGUCUUGUCAGUUUAUGCAUACUUUAUGUGCGCUUUGGGUGCUUUAUUACGUUUAUGUCGAAAUAUAUUAUAAUUAUAAUCCAUGAUAAACACUUUUUAUUUAGUAAGAAAUAUUAAAAUUUCAACCACUGAAGCUAUAGAGCGUCUGUCCCGACUGACAGUCAGCUGGUGGCCUCUGCCAGUUGAGAAAAGUUUGUUUCUGAGCGCUUCUGAUAUGUUAAUUAGCUCUGCGAGUGUGCGACCCUAUUGGCUCUUCGUCCGAGUCAAUUUCCCGUUUCCAGCCUUACGUCAGGGCGGCUACAGUGCUCUUAAACUCAUCUGCUGUGUGAUCCCAGUAAAAAAGCGUCCCACUAGGAACUCAGCGGAAUCAAAGGUGCGAGGCUGACUCUCGGCUUGUUUUGCCCUCUACCCUCUCUCCGCUCACUUAAUGUAUUCCUGAAGAAGGCGUAAAGUGUUAAAUGUUUGAAACACAAAACCGUCGUGUUUCACAUGCUGAAAGAGGACUCCGCUAUUCGUGUGCGCGGCACUGCUGCGUCUGUGCAAUAGAUUCUGCAAAGAAAAACUCUUCUCGCACGUGGCUGCGCAAAAAGGACGCUGCAAAACCUAUUUUUUUUUAGUUUCAAGACAAACGCUUAAAAAUCAAACUGGCUCACGUCCUUCCCAACCAGCCCAGUUUGACAGCUGCUCUUCACCCCGUUUGGAGGACUGUCAGCAGCAGCAGCAAGAGGAUGGCAUCAGAGCUGGCAAUGAGCAACUCCGACCUGCCCACCAGUCCCUUGGCCAUGGAAUAUGUUAAUGACUUCGAUCUGAUGAAGUUUGAAGUGAAAAAGGAGCCGGUGGAGCCCGAUCGCAACAUCAGCCAGUGCAGUCGCCUUAUCGCCGGGGGAUCCUUGUCUUCCACCCCGAUGAGCACGCCUUGCAGCUCGGUGCCCCCUUCCCCAAGCUUCUCGGCGCCCAGUCCGGGCUCGGGGAGCGAGCAGAAGACACACAUAGAGGAUUUCUACUGGAUGUCCGGUUAUCAACAGCAGCUGAAUCCAGAGGCGCUGGGCUUCAGCCCCGAAGACGCAGUCGAAGCGCUCAUCAACAGCAGUCACCAGCUCCAGUCCUUCGAUGGCUACUCCAGGGGCCAGCAGUUUGCUGGCGCGGCCGGGGCAGGAGGUACCAUGGCUGGGGAAGAGAUAGGUUCCGCCGCAGCUGUAGUGUCAGCUGUGAUCGCUGCGGCAGCAGCCCAGAACGGGUCGCAACACCACCUCCACCACCAUCACCACCACAACGGCAGCCACCACCAAGCGCCCUGCGUCCAGUCCAACGGCACUUCUGGGACGAAUCACCCUCACAUGCGCCUGGAAGAUCGGUUCUCAGACGAGCAGCUGGUGACCAUGUCAGUGCGGGAGCUCAACCGGCAGCUACGGGGGGUCAGCAAGGAAGAAGUGAUCAGACUGAAACAGAAGAGGAGGACCCUAAAGAACAGAGGCUACGCGCAGUCCUGCCGCUUCAAGCGGGUCCAGCAGCGGCACGUCCUGGAGGGAGAGAAGACGCAACUCAUGCAGCAGGUCGAGCACCUAAAGCAGGAGAUCUCCAGGCUGGUCCGGGAGAGGGACGCGUACAAAGAAAAGUAUGAGAAGCUCAUCAGCAACGGCUUCAGAGAAAACGGAUCCAGCAGUGACAACAACCCUUCAUCCCCGGAGUUUUUCAUGUCGUCAAGAAAAUUCCUCCAUCUGUGAUUUCACGCCCGCUUCAUCUUUGCCCUGGGUUUUAUGAGAAAACUCAACAACGAUAGCGAAGGCAUCCAAGCAGCUGAUCAGUUGCACCAAGAAACCUACAAAGCACAACAUUAAUAAUGAAGAACAGCAAAGAAGACCUAUUAGAAUUUCUCAAAAUCCCCACAUUGAAGAUCUUGAAAGUUGCAUUUUCUCCGGUGUUCCUUCUUGGUAUUUUACCUGCAGCUUUUUCUACAAAACAAUACAAAAAAAGAAAAAAAAAUAAGAGACUCACAAUCAUGAGAUGAUUGAAAACACCAGAUAAAUACUUUAGAAAGACUAUUUUCUUUUGAGUGCGAAGAUCAAUGAUGCAUGUUUCUGUAAAUAAAUCAUGACAAGACCCUUUUUCCUGAAAUAGGCAGCAUACCCAGUUGUUUGUCACCAAAUUCAUAAACCUUAUUACUGUGGAGUGAGUAUUCAUGAAUUGAUUUACCUCACAAAACCUGAAUACUUUUUAUGAGUCAAGAGCCCCUGAAAUGUUCAUUUCAAAUGUGAUUUUAUUGUCUUUGGUAUUAUUGGAUCUGUAAAAGUAUCAUUCUUAUUUUUUUAAACAACAGCCUAGUCUUCCUAUCUAAUACUCACAUUAGUAUAUGCAUAUAGCAAUGUGUGAAGGCAGCAGCAUGGACAAGCUUAUGAUGUAUAUUUCCCAAACUGGUAGACCAUUCACUAUCUCAACAUUUCAUAAUUAAGUUACAGCAUUUAAAAAGAAAAUCUAGUUUUUCUCUAAAAUGACAUUUUUUCCUGACAUUUAGGCAAUUUUUCAUAACUUUUUUAUAUUGCAUAAAAUUAUUAUUUAUAAGUCUUAAAAGCCAGAAUUGCAUUUGAUUUUGUUUUAUAUUCUACUGGGAAAGUCAAAGUGUAAAGGAAAUGUCAUCAAACCAUUGGCCUGACAAAACCAUAAUGUUCAACAUUUCAAAUAUGAUUUAAUGUUAAUGUUGGACAUUUUCUACCUGUAUGUAAUUUGUGUAUUUCCAAUGCAAUAACUGUGCCCUCCCUCUAAAUGUCCAUAACUGCUGUAAGCAUAGCUGCUGUCUGUUUGAGUGGGACAUUUUUAUUUGCACGUUUCCAGACCGCACUCUAUAUCUGAGCCUACACAUGGGGAAGCAAAAUGGAAUUCCUCGCUGACUGCAAUAUGGACAUGAGGACUUAUCCUCCGUCUUCCAUGAACUUUGAUGAUUACCAAAUGCACCGACGGAUAAAACACCCAGGCAACGAACAGAUGACCUCAGUGAUUAGUCCCUCACUGGUGAAGGAAGAAACAUUUGCAUGGACAACAGAGGAAAUUUACUGCAGCUUGUUGGACAGCAAUUCUCCGCCAUUGUGCAUCCUCUCUACCUCUCAAGAAAUUCAUGCCCCGUCAGUGCUCCCUCUGUUAUCCCCACAGUCCAAAUUUCUGCUGCAUGUUCCAGAACCUCAUGGAGAAAGUUUAGCACUGAAUCCUGCGUAGCGAUGGGGAAAACAUCAAAUAUUUACUUUAAAACUAAUACAUUCAUUGCUUGUUGCUGUAUAUAUGUAACUAGGACGAGUAUGUGUAGUUUCAGAUGCUGUACUCUGCAUGUUAACUUGUAGAUGGAACACAACAACUAUUCAUAGAUGAGGACAUGCAGAUAGCCAAUCAGUUAACUGACUGUACCAAUUUAAGCUUUUUGUUAGUUUUACAUCUCCUUUUUUUGAUAAUGUACAGUACCUGGAUAAAAACAAUUUUUACUUUCCUUCACACUAAACUGCAGAGCUGAUAAUCGUUAAAUCUGAUGAAACAUCAGAGGGAAGCACACCCUCCCUUCAAAUGUCAGAAUGAAACCUGGCCAUGGCAAGCAUGAGGAGGAAAAUAAAAGGGAGAAGUCAAACUGGGGUGCUCCAGUUAAGUGGCAGCAAACAAAGUGGCAUGCGGCGUCCUGCCAACAACUGUCUAUUCAUCUUGUGUCAAAAGGAUUUGCACAUUUCAAUGAGUCUACACACUGACAAAGAGGUCCAAGAGCAGAGAGUAGGAGAGGAGGCUAGACUUUAGAAAAAGAGCUAAAUUUAAUGAGACAAUGUUGAAGUAUUUUAGUGCUUUGACCAACAACAUGAUAAUUUCUUUUCUGACCUCCUUGGAGAGCUCAACAACCCCUUGACCUCAAACUGUUACAGUAUAAUGUAGCUCUCUGGGCUAAUUUAACCUUACGUCCUGUCAGAGGUUAACUUCAUGUUAAUGAGCAGACCCCUUAGCCCAACCAGAUGUUCAGCCUUGUGGUUAAAUACCUGUUACCCUCUGUGAUUAAAAAAAAAAAAACUUA